CAUUGUCAUAAUUCCGAGGAAUAACUUUGUAAAUAAUCUAAGACAAAGCGUGAGCAACUUUAGUGGUAAAGAAGCAUUCAAUGUCUACGGAGGGCCUGCGUGGUUUUGGCUCGGAAUGAUUUUUCGCCAAAUCACGGUUGGCGCCGACACCGGAUUUUUUGCGACACGGGAGCCUUAACGCUUUCGCGUUAAAAAGGUGCGCCCGCUGUUGCGUUGUGCCCACCUGUGCGCGCUAAUUCAACCGUCACACCUCGGUCCCACUGGUGUCCGCUGCACUGGGGGAUUAGUAUCGCCGACAGCUGACGGGCCCCUAUUCUGAUUCUCGUUUCCGAUUGGCUGACGCGUGUUCCGUAGCUUUGACGGCAUUGCACGGAUCUAGUAGGACAGAUCCAGUAUGAAGGAGAGAGAGGGCAGUUUAAAUGACACGGGCUGACAGCUGAACAUCGGUCGGGGGGCGCGGGAAAGGGUCAUGCGCCGCGUUUUGGCUGCAGUCGCUCGGUGCAACAAUUGACUCUGGCCUCCGGCCCGGACCAGUCAGUCGAAUGGCGGCGCCUAAGCAGGCCUUCGUCUUGCUCCUGCUGCUGACGUGCAUGAUUCCGGCGUUGAUACUGCGCGUGGUCGGUGAGCUGCUGUGCUGGCGGGCCGAGCGCGACCAAGCCAUCAAACUUGACACUGCAGCCGUGAUUGUGCGCCUGACCGCAGGGCUUCUGUGCGCGGCGGCUAUCCGGCACCGCGGCAAGCGCGGAGGCAGGCAGCCCCUGUGGCUGCGACUGGCCGCGCUCGUCGAGAUGAUCCUGUACGCAGUGGCGUACGUGCCGCACCUGCUGAAGACGUUCCUGCUCAACGACCAGGCCACGCUGGCCGGACUGCUCAUCCUGUGCAUCGACGUCAGCCCGGGUGGCGCCCAGUCGCUGCUCGUGCCCGUCUCGUGCAUCGUCGACUACGCCGGCGUGGUGGCAGCCAGCGGCCUGCUCUGCUGGGCGGCCCUCGAGUGUCCCCGCUCCGGUCCGCUGCUUCUGGUGUGGGCAGCCAACAGCGCGGUCGGGAUCACGGUGGCCCUGCGGCAGGCCGUCAUGGCGGUGUCUGUGCGCGGCUUCCUCUGGGGGCUGGUCCUGUACUCGCUGGCGCAGCUGGCCCACUGCCUGUGGAACCUGCUGCUCCUGCUGCUGGCCACCGACGCCCUGGCGACCGACAAUCGCGUAAUGCAGCUGGAACCCGGCUGCAGCCUAGCACGGGGCCCCGGCUGCAGCAGGGUCCAGGCGCUCAAGGCCCGCGCCGAGGGUUGCGUCGACCCGAGGCCCGACGCGAUGGGCUUUUUUAGGCUCGACCGCCGUUGGCUUCUAGAACUGCUCGCCGCUACUUUCAACCUGGGCGUUGUCCUGUACCAGCUGACGAGACCUCUGUCGGAGACGGAAGCCCGAAGGGCCAAGGCGCUCCAAAUGGACAGCGGCAAACGACACUGCGGACCUCGGCUCGGGUGCGCGUUUUAAUCGAUCGUGUGUUUGUG
Messenger RNA from Dermacentor silvarum, 1507 nucleotides. RefSeq lists its product as uncharacterized. The record is from RefSeq and is a predicted model, not a curated record. Lineage: Eukaryota; Metazoa; Arthropoda; Arachnida; Ixodida; Ixodidae. Bases 543 to 1490 code for a protein of 315 amino acids. The transcript has 4 exons.